GGUUUCUCAGCUCAUAACGGCUUUACGUUGAUGAAUGGUCACGGGACUACCACCUACCAUGUGGGUGACUUUCCAGGGAUGCGAACGUCGUCUGGUGAUGCCCUCUACAGACCUCGCCUCAUGAGUCGCAAAACGCCUCAACAGCGCGAACAAAGUAAAAAGGCGAAAAUAAAUCCAUUGCGAAGUGACAAAUAUCGCCUUCUAAGUCGACUCGGUGAUGGCGGAUUUUGCGAGGUCUUCAGGGCCAAGGACUUAAUGAACAAUAGACUGGUCGCGAUCAAACGAGUUGACAGAACCAAGCCCACUUAUCAGAAGUACUCUGCCAAGGAUGUUGAGAGGAAGAUUAAAAAGCUGAUGUACAGAGAAGCGGCCAUUAUGCGGGCACUGGACCAUCCAAACCUCAUAAAACUUUACGAGCUAGUGGAAGAUAGUGAACAGAUUUUCCUCGCAAUGCAACUAGCUGAAGGGGGAGAAUUGUUUGACCGCAUUAUAAAACGUGGUAAAUUCACCGAAAAGGACGCAGCUAACGUCAUGUCUCAGGUUAUUAGAGCGGUGAAGUAUAUGCAUGACCGGGGUUACGUACACCGUGACAUAAAACCGGAAAAUAUACUGUUCGAUUCGGAGGCGGAUGACUCGAAACUCUUAAUAACUGACUUUGGGCUGUCUCGGGAACUCGAACAAAAAAUGCUCACAAACUGCGGGACAGUGGAUUAUUCUGCGCCUGAGUUGUUGAAAAGCAAGUUGACAAAGGCAGGCUACGGCCCAGAGGUUGAUAAUUGGAGCAUUGGUGUGGUCUGUUACAUCCUUCUUUGUGGUUACCCACCAUUCUACUCUAUCAAUCAGGAUGACGCAGAAAUUAAGAAACAAAUAAUGUCUGGAGUGUACCAUUUUCAUCAUCCGCACUGGGAUAAUAUAUCCAAAUCAGCGAAAUCAUUUGUUGCGGGCCUCCUGAAAGUCGAUCCAGCGGAACGAAUGACUCUAGCAGUGGCGUUAGACCAUCCAUGGAUUAAACUUGAAUGUCCGUCUAACGUUGAUCUCUAUCCAAUGAUACAGGAAAAAAUGAAGGACACUAUUGCCAAGCAGAGAUGGCGCUGCUUAGGUUUGGCAGCCGGUGCCGUCUAUCUCAUGAGUAUGCAGAGCCCAUCAUUGGUUAUUAGGCGGCCUUCGAUCCUAAAUCCCGAAGUGUGA
Molecule: messenger RNA, 1188 nt
Organism: Dibothriocephalus latus
Lineage: Eukaryota; Metazoa; Platyhelminthes; Cestoda; Diphyllobothriidea; Diphyllobothriidae
Source: the annotation of a GenBank genome assembly